This is a messenger RNA of Harmonia axyridis, 5798 nucleotides long. Its product is annotated as ribosomal protein S6 kinase alpha-5-like. Bases 510 to 3269 code for a protein of 919 amino acids. The transcript has 11 exons. Lineage: Eukaryota; Metazoa; Arthropoda; Insecta; Coleoptera; Coccinellidae. Gene Ontology annotation, biological process: protein phosphorylation; regulation of DNA-templated transcription; intracellular signal transduction. The record is from RefSeq and is a predicted model, not a curated record. Gene Ontology annotation, molecular function: protein serine/threonine kinase activity; magnesium ion binding; ATP binding.
UUCAGUAAUCAGUUGCUCGUCGGAGUAUGUCGUUUGUUUAUUAGUUUAUUAUUAUUUUAUUUUUAUUUUGCAGUUGGACAUUAUCAAAUAUUGUAAACAAACUCGAUUAGUGAAGGAUAUUUUAUGAUUUAGAGUAAUUCGAAUAAUUAUUCAUUUGUUAUUAUUUGUUGUUCUAAGUGCAUGGUGAAGUGACCUAACCUUACUUCAACGAAGUAAAACGAGAGUUAAAAGUUGUGAUAAUCAGAUCAACAAGGUUGACAGAAAUUCAUGUGAUAAGGACGUUCCGCUUCAUAUCUUAGAAAUUAAGUGUAUUCGGAUGGAAUUAGUGGAUUACUGAUCUCAAAGGUUAAAAUUAAAUGUAGUUAGGACCUACAUUAGAAAUAUAAACACGCUCAAACAACCUAGUAAAUAAAUUAUUGUUUUUAUUGGAAAACAAAUUGCAAAUCAACCUGAGAAAUAAUGAGAUAUUUCAGUGCAAAGGUGUAAUACAAAAGAAUUUUUUUAACAAAAUGCGCCCUCACAAGAAAACCAAAGAGAGCGGUUUUUUCGACGGUUCUUCAGAUUCAGAUAUUUUAAAGAUGGGCAAACCUAAUUUGCAAAGAACAAGAAUUUUUACUGUGUCCGAUGAAGUACGUGAGCCUGCUGCGAGGCCUGCUGCUGGAGACAUUAAGAAACAAACUCAGGAAUUGAAGUCACCAUCCCCGAAGCCAGUUGCGAAUGAAACGCCCCAGAAAAAUGCACCAAAAGUGAAUCUCAGCGGUACUGAAAAGGUGAAUAUGUCCAACUUCGAGAUGCUGAAAGUUUUGGGAACUGGUGCUUACGGUAAGGUGUUUCUUGUGCGUAAGAAAGGAGGCGCAGACCACGGACGCCUUUACGCUAUGAAGGUGUUGAAAAAAGCAGCAAUCGUCCAAAAGAGGAAAACAGCUGAACACACCAUGACCGAGCGUCAGGUUUUGGAAGCCGUCCGUGACAACCCUUUCUUAGUUACCCUCCAUUAUGCCUUCCAGACUGAUGCCAAACUGCAUCUUAUCAUAGAUUAUAUUGCAGGAGGAGAAUUAUUUACACAUCUGUAUAUGAAGGAAAGAUUUACUGAACAUGAAGUUCGAAUUUAUAUGGCAGAAUUAACUCUUGCCAUGGAGCGUCUUCACAGUUUGGGAAUAAUCUACAGAGAUAUCAAAUUAGAGAACAUAUUAAUAGAUGCUCAAGGUCACAUAGUUUUGACAGAUUUCGGUCUAAGCAAGGAACUUCCUAAAGACGAGGUGAAAUCCUAUUCCUUCUGUGGAACUAUCGAGUAUAUGGCUCCAGAGGUUAUAAGGGGCAGCGAAGACGGACACGAUAUUUCUGUGGAUUGGUGGAGUAUAGGCGUUCUCGCAUACGAACUCCUGACAGGGUCCUCUCCAUUCACUGUGGAAGGAGAGAGGAACAGCCAACAGGAAAUCACUAGGAGAAUUCUGAAAUCAGACCCGCCUAUACCUGAUUAUCUUGGAAAAGAUGUUGCAAGCUUCCUGUCAGGAUUACUUGAAAAGGAUCCUAGAAAAAGAUUGGGCGGGGGCAAAGACGAUGCUAAAGAACUGAAACGGCAUCCUUUCUUCAAAACAUUAGAUUGGGAAAAACUUUACAGGAAAGAAAUUCCAGCACCUUUUCGACCAGUUAUAAGAAACGAGUUAGAUGUUUCGAAUUUUGCUGAAGAAUUCACCACAAUGAUACCAACUGAUUCUCCUUGCAUUGUUCCCGAGUGUGAUGAAGAGGAUCUUUUUAAAGGAUAUUCUUUUGUUGCACCACCUAGAUCUAAUGAGAAAGCAAUCGAACCAACUUCCUACUCUUUUGAUCCAAGCGAUUUAGAAAAAUGUAAAGCAGAAAAAUCUGCGUUCUUCCAGAACUACAUCUUAAGAGAUGAUAUGCUAGGAGAUGGUGCAUUCUCAAUUUGCAGAAGAUGCACACAUAAACUUACAGGACGAGAAUAUGCUGUGAAGAUUGUGGAUAAAAGACACGAUUGCACACAAGAACUGAACAUGUUGAGAGCUUGUCAAGGACAUCCAAAUAUUGUCACAUUACACGAUUUUCACCAAGACAAGCGCUACAACUACCUUGUGAUGGAGUACUUGAAGGGUGGUGAGCUCUUCGAAAGGAUAAGACAAAAAAAGCAAUUCACGGAAGGUGAAGCAUCUUCUAUCAUGAAGAAACUGGUGAAUGCUGUCAGUUUCAUUCACUCCAGAGGUGUAGUUCACAGAGAUCUGAAACCUGAAAAUUUAGUCUUCACAUCUACUAAUGAGAAUGCAGAAAUAAAAAUAGUUGAUUUUGGAUUCGCCAGAUUGAAAGAAGAGAAGGAAGCACUUCACACACCUUGCUAUACACUCAAGUACGCUGCACCUGAGGUUCUUGAAGGUAAUCCUGAUGGCUACGAUGAAAAUUGUGAUUUAUGGAGUCUAGGGGUUAUUUUGUACAUGAUGCUCUGCGGUAGAGAUCCUUUCCAUGAGAAGUCCAAUGAUGGCAGUUACACCAGCAUUGAAGAUAAAAUAAAAGCAGGAGAUUUCUCCUUUUCACAUUUAGCGUGGAAUAAUGUAUCAACAGAUGCCAAAGUUGUGGUGAAAGGAUUACUCACAGUGGAUUCUAGUCAACGCUUACAAAUGUCUGAUCUACAACAAAACGCCUGGAUACAAGGAACACAGUCGCUGCCACAAACCCCAUUGAUGACACCAGAAUUAUUAGCAGUCAGCGAUUCGGCAGAAAGGAAAGUAAUUGAUACUUUCAAUGCUUUCCAUAAAGCCCAAAGGGAAGGUUUCAGACUGCAAGAUGUCCUGAGUGCUAAGUUAGCACAACGACGCAGACAGAAGAAGAGUUCCUCCGAUAAGGAUAGUGCAUCCUCAUCUAGAAGUUUUAAUAGUGAAGGAUCACCAAGAAGUAACCAACCUUCACUUGAGAAAAAGACUGAUGAGCUAUCUGCUUUAGACUUAUCUAUCAAAACGGCCGAAGACUUGGCUAGAGAGUCGACAGCUUCUAGUGGAAUUGUUGUUUCUGCUAAGAGUUCCUUAGACAAUCCUUUACCACCACGUAGAAAAAGACGCCCGAAAGUGGUACUAGAACCUACUAGACGUAGUGAAAGAAUACGAAACAGAAUGAGGGCGCAGCGUAUGGAAGUAGAUCUUGAAUUUGCUCCGAUGCAUAGAAAACGAAAAAUGAGUGACCAAACAGAUGACUUUGCCUACGGCUCUCCAAGUGUUAAAAAAAUCAGGACAGUCGCUGUAGCUAAAAGAAAAGUGAACCGAUAAUCAAUUUUUGUAUUUUUUUUUUUAAAUAAGAUACCUCAAGCCGUGCAUGAGUAUAUGUAAAUGUUGAAGGGUGCAGUGAAUUUCUUUAUUAUUUUUGUUAGGUCUUCAAAAUUGAAGUUAUUAUGCGGAGGUGUCUUAUAGAUUAUACGAUAUAAUUAUUAUAUCUAUAUAUCAAUAUAUACCUUAUUUUGCAACUGCCUUUACUUCAAAUAAAUUUAUAGAAAUUACUCAUAGAUAGAAUGUUACCUUAUAUUUCAGUAUUUCGAAAACUGAAGACAUUUUUAGCGUUUCAUUCCAAAAUUUGAUUUUUUUUCGUUUUCAUGUCCAAAUUUGAUUUGAUUAUCUUGAAUUUCUUGAGAUGAAAAAUCGAUUACUAAUCAAGCAUACUUUGAAAAUGUUCCACUUCCAGACAUCUUUGACUGAGUUGAAUAGUGGGAUUUAUAUUCAAUCAAUAAUUUGCUUCCCUACUUAAGAAAUAUUUGUACAAAAGAAUGUGAUUGUUAAUAAAUUAAAAUGAAAUGUGAUAGUGGUUUAGUGAGAGUUGAGUAAUUGAAAAUAACUAUCAUAAAAAACAUUUUAUAACUGAACAAUUUAUCAAUUGAACAUUGUAAUUUAUCUUGUUUUUGGUUUCUGGAAAUCCAAGGGGCCAGAUUCCUGAGAAUUGAAUAUGUUUAGCCUAUAUUUUUUUCUCUAUCUCACAUUGAUGCGACAAUAAAAGCAAGGGGUAGAGUCAAGUUUGAAAUAAGUUUUUGCGAAGAAAAAGUAAAGGCUUAAUUCACUCAUAUCCAGAAUGUCCCGAAAGUUGAGGAAGAAGUCGUCUAAGGGAGUUCCGAAUACCAAAAUGGUUGUUGGCAUAGAAAUCAUCAAUUGACUAUUAUCACGUUACCAUAUGAUGACUUCAUUUACGUACAAAAAUCUUCCAGCUGUGAAUACUACCUCAUUUUUAUUACAAUUUUUUUUAGAUUGAAUGCUGUCAUCUUUCAUACUGCUGGUUUAUUUUUUUCAGAAAUAUUCGUCAACUACCCCUAAAUUCCGCAACAAAACAAGUUUUAGAAUUGUUAGGUAAGAAAUCUCUCAAUCUCUUCCAAAAAUUUGUUCUGCAUCUGAGUUUUUUUGGGUCUUAUCUUUUUUGUUUGUUUCAACUUGUUACGAAAUAUUUAGAAACUCUUUUCAUUAUGGCUAUCUUGAGGGUGUAAACACCUUUCGCUCUAGGUUCGUCAGUGCAGAUUCAUUUAGAUUCUGUUGGAUUCUAUUCUUUUCUUUUUUUUAAGUAAUCUUCGUAAGGCAGUUUAGAAUCCAUGAAGCAAUUUCUGCGCAGAAUCAAAAUGAAUCUGUACUUAAGAACCUAGUGAGAAAGAUAGUGUACACUCUCAAAAAAGUCCUUGAUUCAAUAUUUUCAUUUCUAUACUUCAACUCGAUGAACUUAAACGUUUAGUGAAUGCAAAAGCUUAUUUUAAAUUUGAUUUCUCAAUUUGACCAUCUUGUCGAAUAAGUUAAUAACCAAAAGUGAUAAAUCACAUCCGAAAAUAAAUUACUUCUAGUCAAUCUAGUCUCCUGUUCAAUAAUUGAAUUCCGAUUCAUGUCCUUGUGAAUUUGCAAUGCAUGAAUGGAUCAAGACUUUGACUAGUUAUUUAUUACUUUUGGUGCAUUCUUUGAAAUUUUAUAAAUUUUUCUUUGGGGAGUUGUAUCUCUAUAAUUGUUAACAUUAAGUGCACUUCAUAGGAUGAAUUUGUAAGAAAGAAUAGAAAAUGGAAAAUACCAAAUACUGUAAAUAUUUAUAUAUUUCAUAUCUGUAUACUAUAUGUUUAUCAAAAUAAGCAAUUUUCUUAUGCAGAGAAAUACUUUUAAAAACUAUCUUGAUGAAUAUAUUAAGAUAUGAUGUUAUUGAGUAGUUAAUUGUUUCAACUAUAUUUCUUAAGUGUUAUCAUAUUUUAACAAUUUGGUUGGGAUUUCCUGAAUGUUUUUGUAGUAGUUAUGGUCCUUUUUGAUUAUAUUUUAAAUCUUCACCAAAAUUUAUCUUAGUUGAUAUUGAAAUUGAUCUUGAUUGAUCUUCAUCGAAAUUGAUCAUAAUGUAUUCCUAUUUUGAAUGAUUUAUUGUAUUGAAUGUAUAAUUAUAAUAUGAUUAUUUUACUUCAUGAUUUACUAUACACAUGUGACUAUGAUCUAAAAAUUUUUCAAUAUUAUUGCAUUACAUUUUUCUCAAUUUUUUUUUAUAUACUAAAUUGAUAAUAUGGUUGGUUUUAAUUGUCUCCUCUUGUUUUAUUGUAGGUAGGAUUUGAAUUUUGUGCACUCAGGUAUAUUUCACAUAAUUACCUAUAUUGUAACUGGUAUUUUUUUUUAUUUACUUAUUUAUAGAAUCAGAGUUUCUUUAAUAUAUUUGUAUGCCUAAGGAAUAUUAAGUAUGACUCAGUACUUUGAAAGACCAAGUGUUGAUGGUGCCUUGUUAUUCGAUGAAUAGGGGCUGUCGUACUUGUAGGCAAAAAAACCAUUGUAAUAUGCCUUACAUUAGUAUUAAAUGAGUAAAUUGAU